Molecule: messenger RNA, 3424 nt
Organism: Manacus vitellinus (golden-collared manakin)
Lineage: Eukaryota; Metazoa; Chordata; Aves; Passeriformes; Pipridae
Gene: WHAMM
Product: WASP homolog associated with actin, golgi membranes and microtubules
Biological process (GO): endoplasmic reticulum to Golgi vesicle-mediated transport; Arp2/3 complex-mediated actin nucleation
Cellular component (GO): cytoplasm; endoplasmic reticulum-Golgi intermediate compartment membrane
Molecular function (GO): Arp2/3 complex binding; actin binding
Source: RefSeq, a predicted model, not a curated record
GUUGCCACAUUAAGUCCAGAAGUACUUUGGAACCAGCUGGUUUUGCCCCCUUGGGUCCAGGCCUCCUUACCUGCCUGCUCACCACUGUGCCUCUCAUUGCUCACUGGUUUAUAGCACAGUUGAUAUCCCUCCACAGUGUCAUCUGAGAAGAGGCCCCAGCAAACUCUCAGUGAGGUGCCAGUUGCUGCAUUUGGAGCCUGGGGAUUGAUCACAGGGGCACAAGGAGCUGCAGAGGGGAAAACAGGAAAAAAAUUUGCUGAAUAGCAGAGGAACAAGGCACUGAAAUCUGGUUAUCAAGAGAAGCUGUGCAGGUUAUUUAAAGCAGUCUGGUGUUCCUCUCUUUCUUUCAAGCAACUACAAGUUGUACAAAGCUCAGGCCCCCAUGCCUGUUGCUUGGAGAUAUGUUGGAUCAGUGCUCCAAGAUGCCAAAGAGAGCUGGAUGCUGAUGGGACUGAGGGACCUCCUUUGUGUGCCCCCUCAUGAGUGAGCUGGCUGCUGCAUACUGCACUCCCACUGAGCAGGGGAGUGAGAUUUCCCCAACCUCUCUGUGCAAGGUUCUGCAGCAGCAUAAAAGUACUGACACAAUGGUAGCUUUGAUGAAGGUUUAUGAAAAAGAAGAUGAAGCUUAUCAGGAUUUGGUCACCAUGGCAACACAAUUCUACCAGUAUUUACUGCAGCCCUUCAGAGAUAUGCGAGAGCUGGCGACACUGUACAAACUGGAAAUCCUGAAGUCUUUGCAGUAUGAUAAGUUGGGGCCUAGAAGAGUGGCAGCUUUGCAGAAAGAUGCUGAAGAAUGGACUAAGCGAGCUGAGAGUGCUGUGUGCUCCAUUCAGGAUAUCACUGUGAACUACUUCAAAGAAACUGUAAAAGCUCUGGCAGCAAUGCACAAACAGAUGGAACAAGAUGAGGAAAGAUUUGGUAAAACCGCCUGGGCAUCAGCUUUGCCACGACUAGAAAACCUGAAAUGUAUGUUAGCAAAAGAAACCCUUCAGCAUCUGAGGGCAAGAGAGUUGUGCCUGAAACAGAAGAGAACUGGCAUUCAGAAACUCAUGGAGAGUCUUGGUGAGCAAGAAGAGAACUUAAGUGUAGUGGAGGAGCUGGAAAUACAGUAUUAUGAAACGCAGCUGGAGUUAUAUAAUGUACAGCUUGAAGUAUUGAAACAUGAAGAGAUGCUGCUUAUUGUACAGUUGGACACUAUAAAGAGGCAGAUAAAAGAGAAACAGGAUGAAGUUGUUUACUAUGAUACAUGUGAAAAUCCUGAGGAGCUCAAGGUCAUUGAACAGACAAUGGGACAACAUUACGCUAACUUGUCAGAAAUGACGAUGCUGAGGCAGAAGACUAAGCAGUUGGAGACAAAGCGUGGGACUGUCUGUGCGAGGAGAGCCUACCUCAGGAACAAAAAAGAUCAGUGUGAAGCAAGCCACCGGCAGAGACUGCAACAGGCAGAAGAGAGCAAAAAACGCUUCCAGCAGCAUCACAGCAUACAGAUAAAGAGAGACAAGCAAAAAGAGGAGGAGAAAAAGAAAAAGGCUUGGAUAAGCCAGGAACGUCAGAAAACACUGGAGAGGCUGAAAGCAUUCAGGGAGAAGUGUCCAGCUCAUGUUGUUCUGAAAACAUCUCGUCCCCAGCCUCUCAGUCCCAAGUUGCCACGAAACAUCACCGAGCAGGCUGUAGUCCUGUCCCCUCCACCUUCAUCCCCAGCAGUACUGUCCCCUGCACCCUCACCACGAGCAAGGGCAGCUCCAGAGCAGCCACAGAGCAUACUGCUGAUUGAAGCCAAAGAAUCAAAAGCUUUGUGCCAGAACACCCCAGCAGAUAUCCCUGUCCAGAUUUUUGUUAGUGAUGGUGACGCAGAGCUUACUGGUGGUGACACAGAGCAACAAAAGCACAGCAAGGAACUGUUGGUCUCUCCAUCCUCACCACCACCACCUCCUCCUCCACCCCCUCCUCCCUCCCCUCCUCUCUUGCCCCCUCCUCCCCCACCUCCCCCCUUACCUCUCCAGUUAAAGACACCACCAGCAACAGAGGAUACACCACUUCCCCUCAGCUCCAAUAGCCCCUCAGAAAGCCCUGCACUGCACAAACAGGAUGACUCACCCAGGACAUCUAUAAAUAAUUGCAUAGGUUCCAUGGAUGAAGUUUUGGCUUCUCUAAAACGCAGUGAAGUUCAUCUUCGCAAAGUGGAACAGCCAAACCCCUAUGCUUCUGUGAAAGACAGCAUCCUCUCUGCCAUAAGGCAAGGAGUUAAACUAAGGAAAGUGAAUCGAGAUACUGAAAAAGAUGUCAGUAAAGGGUCCCCUAAUGACCUAGAGAGAAGCAUUAAAGCAGCCAUGCAGAGAAUUAAGAAAGUGUCUGCUGAUUCUGAAGAAGAGGAGGACAAUGAUCGGAAUAAUGGAGAAUGGGACAGCUAACCAGUUCAGCAUAACAGACUUACUGACUGGAACUGUCUGCCUAAUUUUGCACAUUGUGGAAGACUGUCCCUUUCAAAAUGAAAGAAGUGUGAUUGUGUGUGUGUGUGAUAGUCCAAAAUGUCUUGUAAAGUAAAAUAAUCCUGUUGAUUUUCUAUAUAGGAGCUACAAAUUCUUAUUUUUGCAUAAGAAAUCAUACUCCAAAUUAUGCUUGCAUUAAUAGGUAUUUUUGGCUCAACCAUGUCAUGCUUUCACCACAUCUGAAGACAGUUAAAAUGCUGGAUUGAAACAUACACUCUUUAGAUCACUACUACAUAGUAGGUAAUGCUAUCACAACAAAGUUUAAGGAGUGAAAAAAUAACUGAAAAUCUCUUUUGUCAGAUAAAAGUAGAACCAAAUCUGUGGUGGCAGAGGCAGACCAGAAAACUUAGCAUAAUCUGGAAUCUUUCACUCCUACCUCCAUUGUCCAGAAAAUUCUUUAACAUUUUGCUUUUCUAGUGCUGCUCACUCUCAAAUAACUACAUGGAUGCUCCAUGUAUCAUUAUGUUAGAAAGUGUGCACUUAUGAAUGCGCUUGAUAAUGCUGUUGGGAAAAUUAGUAUCAUGUUUGAAAUAAGCACUACUGCAGUAAUAACUGAAGAGUUUACCUUUUAGGAAAAGAUUAAGUAUAGAGAACUUUUAGAUGCUAAAUGUUUUUCAUACUUCUACAUUUACAAUGAAAGAAAGAGCCAAAAUAUUGUAGACAGUAUUUUCCAGGAUCUAGUCCUAUAAUGCAGAGCUGCAUUUUCCUGCUGAAAACAUCAAUACAUGUUUACAGCUACUCUCAUGAAUUUAAAUUACCUGAUGGCCUUAUAAAUGGCAGGUAUUUGUGUUGUGCCUGGAAGCUGACUACUUAAAAAUUCAGCUACAUUCAAUGUAGAGACUGUUGCUAUUUUGGGUAGAUAGUGACAAAAAUGAUUCAAGGUUUUUUUUGAAGUUUAUACUGACCCUUAAUAAAAAUAUAUCUUGACAGAGGAA